AUGGCAUCCAGUUUGACUUGUACCGGGGUGAUCUGGGCUUUGCUGUCUUUUCUUUGUGCCGCCACCUCUUGCGUGGGGUUCUUCAUGCCUUACUGGCUCUGGGGAUCCCAGCUGGGCAAGCCUGUUUCUUUCGGUACUUUCCGGAGGUGCUCAUAUCCUGUGCAUGAUGAGAGUCGGCAGAUGAUGGUGAUGGUGGAGGAGUGUGGGCGCUAUGCCUCCUUCCAGGGCAUCCCCAGUGCGGAGUGGAGGAUCUGUACCGUGGUGACCGGCCUGGGCUGUGGCCUGCUCCUUCUGGUGGCGCUCACUGCCCUCAUGGGUUGCUGUGUGUCCGAGCUCAUCUCCAGGACAGUGGGAAGAGUGGCUGGAGGAAUUCAGUUCCUGGGAGGUUUGUUGAUUGGUGCUGGCUGUGCUCUGUACCCCUUGGGGUGGGACAGUGAAGAAGUCCGGCAAACUUGUGGCUACAUUUCUGGGCAAUUUUACUUGGGCAAGUGUGAACUCGGAUGGGCUUACUACUGCACGGGAGCAGGUGCUGCGGCCUCUAUGCUGCUCUGCACAUGGCUGGCUUGCUUCUCUGGCAAGAAACAGAAGCACUACCCCUACUGAGAAGGAACCAUCAGGAACAGAGGAGAAGAUGGGCCAAAGGGGCUGGAAGGGGCUGAAGCAUCCAGCUACUUUCUAAAGGUGGAAUGAUGAUUCUAGUCCAAUGCAAUGCUAAUGACAUGACACCUGAUGGAAUCAGGGGCUAUCUGCAAUGAAGGAUUGGGGAGAGUUGUAAAAAUCUGAAAAAGUAUAGAGUGAUGGGGGAGAUGGACCAAAGGGUGAAAAUAUUGCCAGGCACUGGGUGUUUCUAUUCUGGAGAGAAUUAACAUUGUAUAAUACAGAAAUACACAACUCAACACAAAAGUGUAUAUGCAGAGAGGGUUCUGCUUUUGUUUUGAUAGUUUUUAAACAAUGCCAAGGACUCCCCAAAUCACAAGGGCUAGUAUAAACAGUGUUGUGUUGAAAAGCAGGGUACCCCACAGCCAUUCCUGCCGGUGAUGACACUCCCAAAAGCACAUGAGCACAUGCAGACACUCUGUACCCACACCCACCCAGGCACAACUGUGGAUGGAGAUCGUUACACAGACUGUAUACGAGGUUCAAUAGUGCAUUACUCCUCUGUUUUCUUUUUGAUAUGCAUUUAAAGUACAGUAUUAUCACUUUAUAAAACAUACAUUCAACCUAAUAAAUGGACCAGUAAGCCACUCUAUCAGCAUUUUGUCUCACCUGCAUACAUUCUUUUCACUCUCAACACAUUUUCAGUGUUUAUGUAGACAUUUAGAGUUAAGCCUUCAUAUUUCAAUAUUAUUCAAAGGUAUGCAAUAUUUCUGAGUAUCUUCUGCUAUGAGAUUCUUAGGAGGCAAAGAGGCAACAUUCUCUCCACUGUGGGAGAGAAUUCAGUUGAAGAUAUGUGAGUAAAGAAAGACAUCUUUCACUCACUUGAUCUUAUUUUCUUUUGUUCAUUAUUGUACUGUGCUGUACCCCCAUUUAUUUCAAUGCUGAUUUUGUAAAGCAAAAUUUUUAAAGUGCUAUUUUGUUUGUAUUUGAAAAACUCUGUGAAUAAACUCUUUGAUCAA
Ochotona curzoniae (black-lipped pika) is the source of this 1616-nucleotide messenger RNA. It is a transcript of the gene LHFPL6, whose product is annotated as LHFPL tetraspan subfamily member 6. The record is from RefSeq and is a predicted model, not a curated record. The transcript has 3 exons. Gene Ontology annotation, cellular component: membrane. Bases 1 to 603 code for a protein of 200 amino acids. NCBI's taxonomy places the organism in Eukaryota, Metazoa, Chordata, Mammalia, Lagomorpha, Ochotonidae.